CUGCUGUCUCUGAUCACUCUGCUGCUCUCCUGCUGGGCUCCACCACUCCUGCUCAUAGACAGUUAAAGAAAGCUCCUGCUGCGCAACAUGAUGGACGGACGGAAGGCGGCAAAACAUCACAGAGGAUCAUGGGUCUGAUCUAAGUGAUGAGUUCAGUGAUCAGUCAGUCUCAUCAGCUUCUCUGGGUCUCACAGAGCUCUCAAUGAGACAUGGUGCUACCUGAAAAAACCUCCAGACCUUCUGCUCCUAAGAAGGUCCCCAAGCAGCACGCCCUGCGGCACCAGAGCUUGCCCUCCCCAGCCCUGUGCUGCGCCUGCGGCCUGUGCAUCAUGCUGGCUGGCAUCAACAUCACCCUGGUGGGAGCUUUCGCCUUUGGCACCUACAUCCCUACUGGCAACCCCCCCAUCAUCAUCGGUCCUCUUCUUUUAUUGAUAGCCCUGGCCUUCUUCACAGCGUGCUGUGUGGUCAGCAGGAGGCCCCCGGCCCACAUGGCCCACAAGGCUAAAGCAGGUGAGAAGUGGGGGCUGAUGCGGAUGGGGACAGCAGCGUUUGAGAUGGAGACGAGCGAGCACACGCUGCAGGACACCACUGCCGUCCAGCUCAGCCCCACCAACUCCCCCACCUCCUCCCACAAGUCCAGCUCCAGCCACAGGGGCGACACAGCUCCGCCGGGCUGUCAGGACGGAGCCGGCGAGCCGCUCAUGUCAGAGAUGUCUGACAUGGCUGUCACUGGAGAUUACACCGCCUUGACCUCUGACAGCAAGGCGAGCACUCUCGCACAGAUGCUGCCUGGCCAGAACACUUCCUCUACGUAGCAUGGGCUUUUGUUUUUGCUGAUUACAGGUGGAAAUGUCUGAUGUGAUUGACAUGACUGAUUGGCAUCUUUAAAGAGGAGACCACAGACAAAAGAGCCUGAUAAAUGGCCAUCAGACUCUCAGACUGUAGACUGAAAUGUGUUACCUCUGUAAACCUCUCUGUUUGUAGCUUAUUCGGUGUGUUGUGUUGUUGAAUGUUUAUUGCUCAGUCCCAGUGUGUACUUUACUCUGCCAGAAACAGGAACUGGAGAUGAUACCUUAAUCCAAGUGUCUGUUUGUGUACUUCUUGUUGUAUAAAACAGUUAAGGCUAAAAAUCCUGCUGUUAGCGCUUGUCAACCUACGUCGGGAAAGAAGAUGUCCAGCCAAGCUUCUCUGAGUCACGAAAGCUGUUCUUGUAAGCCUGGUAAAUCUCAGCCACAUUUUUUUUUUUUUUUUUCGCACACUUUGAAAGAAAUGUUCUAAUUUUUGUUUGCAUCAACUGCAGUGAGUGAGUAACCUGUGUUGUGUCAAGAUGGAUAUUCAAGAACAAAUUAGUGAAUGUGUAUGCCAUGAUGUUACUGCAGACGUCAUACAUGUUUGUGGCACCUAUAUGUUUGAUAAAUAAAGCUAAAAUGGGAUUUGA
This is a messenger RNA of Sander lucioperca (pikeperch), 1438 nucleotides long. RefSeq names its product transmembrane protein 275-like. NCBI's taxonomy places the organism in Eukaryota, Metazoa, Chordata, Actinopteri, Perciformes, Percidae. The transcript has 2 exons. The record is from RefSeq and is a predicted model, not a curated record. The coding region runs from base 210 to 815 and encodes 201 amino acids.